This is a messenger RNA of Geodia barretti, 723 nucleotides long. The record is from the annotation of a GenBank genome assembly. NCBI's taxonomy places the organism in Eukaryota, Metazoa, Porifera, Demospongiae, Tetractinellida, Geodiidae.
GCGACGUGUUCUCGCCCUGGCUAUCUCUCUUUUCUCAAACACCUAAAGGAGUUGGAGUCAGCAGUAACAGAUCCAGGAGGUCUGGGAGUGGAACUGUACAGCAAUGGGCUGAUAGAUAGAGUGAUACGACAGAGAGCGUCCCUCAUUUCCGUGACGCAACUAGAGCGUAGUCGAGAACUGCUACAGAAGUUGGAGGAUAAAAUCGAGUCAGAGGAGGCAGCGUUUGAGAAAUUCCUCUCUAUUCUGGUUCCAGAUCCGACUUUUGAAGAUGUAUGCACGAAGUUGAGAGCUACCAGAGAAGAAUUCAAGGAUAUCACUAACAGUUCCCGUACAUCUUCAACACACCAUAACAAUUGGCUGACGUCUUGGAAAACUAUACUAACUGGAGUCUCUAUUUUGAUCAUGGUACUAGCUGUGAUGUGGUCUAACACAGACUGCUACCAGCUGGGACUCUGCCACUCAAAGAGUCUGCCAUCUGUGAGUCAUUUUGUCGGUCGAGAGGAAGACAUUCGCAACAUCACUGGCUACCUUGACUUCUACACCUCAGAUGUUCAGGUAGUUCACAUUGUUGGACCUCCUGGGUUCGGUAAAUCCACUCUGGCCAUGAAAAUUGGGGAAAUAUUUGUAAGGAAGUGCGUAAAAGUUUGUUAUGCUGAUCUCAGAAUGAUUAAAGAUGUUGAUAGUAUGUCUGAGAUAAUAAUGCAUAGUAUUGUUGAUUCCCCC